This is a messenger RNA of Fusarium pseudograminearum CS3096, 1590 nucleotides long. RefSeq lists its product as uncharacterized. Bases 1 to 1590 code for a protein of 529 amino acids. Gene Ontology annotation, biological process: carbohydrate transport; transmembrane transport. The transcript is spliced from 5 exons. Gene Ontology annotation, molecular function: carbohydrate:proton symporter activity. Gene Ontology annotation, cellular component: membrane. NCBI's taxonomy places the organism in Eukaryota, Fungi, Ascomycota, Sordariomycetes, Hypocreales, Nectriaceae. The record is from RefSeq and is a predicted model, not a curated record.
AUGUCUUCUCCGGUUCUCAAGUCAAAAGAAGAGCUCGGCCAGGCCAAUGUUGACCAUGCCGAGGUUCUGGCCAACCCGGAUCUCAUGAAUGAUGCUUUCGAUGCUGAACAGCGUGAGCACGAGCAGAGCACUUGGGCAGCCGCAAAGAGCCACCCAUGGGCAUGCUUCUGGGCAUUCGUCAUGUGCUUUACUAUCGUUAUGGAAUCGUUCGAUAUGUUCUUGAACGGAAACUUUGUCGCCCUUCCCGCAUUCCAGAAACACUACGGCGUUCACGUUGAAGGACAUGGCUGGACUAUCCCAACAAGAUGGCAGAGUGCACUCUUUCAAGCUGGUCAGUGUGGUGCCUUUGUCGGUGUUUUUGUCGCCGGACCUAUCACCAACCGCUUCGGUUACCGAUGGACAACCAUGUUUGCAUUGAUGCUUAUGAAUGCCACCAUCUUUAUCUCGUUCUUUGCCGAUUCGCUAGAACUACUCGUUGUCGGACAAGCUUUGGAAGGUGUGCCAUGGGGCUUCUUCAUUGCCAACUCUCCUGCAUACGCCAGUGAGAUCGUGCCUCUUGCUCUUCGAGGUGCUUGUACUGCUACACUGCAGAUGAGUUGGUCUAUUGGAUCCAUCAUUGUCGCAGGUGCCACAUACGCCUACAACAAGCGCGAUGACCAAUGGGCCUGGCGCGUGCCCCUGGCUUUGCAGUGGCUGUUUCCUACCCCUCUCUUGAUCCUCGUCUUCCUCGCACCCGAGUCACCCUGGUGGCUCAUCCGAAAGGGCCGCAAAGACGAAGCUCUGCGAUCCAUUGAGCGUCUCGGCAGCAAAGACAAGGAGGACUCUCACCAGAAGCUUGCCAUGAUAGAGAGAACUGUUGAGAUUGAGGAGAAGCUCGGUGGAAGCCCUUCCCUUCUCGAUCUUGUCAAGGGUACCGACUUGAGACGAACAAUCAUUACUUGUUUGAUCUAUGCUUCUCAGAAUUUUGCUGGUAACUUGAUUGCCAACCAAGCCACAUUCUUCUUUGAACAGGCUGGUGUGUCAACUGAGCGUGCCUUUCAACUUAAUUUGAUCAACUCAUGCCUUCAAUUCGUCGCCAACAUCAUUUCACUUCCCGUUGCAGGAUUCUUCGGCCGCCGUACAAUCUACCUCUGGGGUACAGUCACCAACGUUACCUUCCUCUUCCUCCUCGGUGUUGUCGCCUCCAUCCACCAGAACAGCGCCACCAACUACGCACAAGCUGUCCUCGGCAUAUUGAUCUCCUUCGUUUACGCUGGAAGUCUUGGACCCAUCUCUUACACCAUCAUCGCCGAGACAUCUUCCGUCCGUCUCCGCGCUCUGAGCACUGGUGUCGGUCGUGCCGCUUAUUACAUUGCCGAGAUCCCCAUGAUUUACCUGGCCUCUCAAUUGCUCAACCCCACAGGAUGGAACCUUGCUGGCAAGUGUGGAUAUGUCUGGGGAGGCACUGCAGUUGUCUGCUUUGUGUCGGCGUACUUCUUCCUUCCUGAGCUGAAGGAUCGAUCGUACCGUGAGACGGAUAUCUUGUUCAAGCGCAAGGUUCCUGCGCGCAAGUUCAAGUCGACCGUUAUCGAUGUCCGAGACAACGAGUAA